GAUGGAACUCACACUGCUCUGCUGGCAGCUCUCCUGUCUGAGUAUCAGUCCUGACAGAUCUCAGUUUUUUAAAUUAGAGUCUGUCUCUCUGAGCUGUGAGGUUCAGGGGAACUCAACUGGAUGGAGAGUGGUGAGGAACACAGAGAGUGGGAACCUUUCAGAGUGUAAUACUGACUGGGGAAAACUAAAAGGGCCUUCAUGCAACGUGUCACUAAUACCAUCAGACAGUGGAGUGUACUGGUGUGAGUCUGGGUCUGGAGAACACAGCAAUGUUGUCAACAUCACAGUACAUGCUGGAGCUGUGAUCCUGGAGAGCCCUGCCCUUCCUGUGACUGAGGGAGAUUCUGUGACUCUGCGCUGCAGAUAUCAGGGAACUCCCUCUGACCUCACAGCUGUUUUCUACAAAGAUGGAUCCCUCAUCAGGAAUGAGACUACAGGAGAGAUGACCAUCCCUGCAGUAUCCAAGUCAGAUGAAGGACUCUACAAGUGUACCAGCUCGAAAGGAGAAUCACCAGAGAGCUGGAUGACUGUGACAGGUCCAACUCCCAUUCCAUUUCCAGCAGUCCCAGUGUUGUCCAUGUCUCUACCCAGGCUGCUGUGUAGUCUACUGGUGGGGUCUCCCUACCUGCUGGUGACCAUCAUACUGCUGGUGAAAGGCUGCAGGAGCAGGACUCAAGGGUAAACCAGGGUACCCAGGAAGACCCACCAAGACCAAUUAGGUGAUCGUGUUGAAGAAGAGUGAGGCUGAGAUCACCUGAUCACCAUAACAACCAUCAGAAUGGAACUCAUGGAAUUCUAAUAUAGAACUGUGAGUCACAAUGCUGUAUGUUGUUACAUUGUAGCUCCACCUGCUGGAACAAUAGUGGCAUUUGAUCAAAUGUGAUCUAUUAACUGAUACAUGUAUUAUUCUGAUUGGAAUGUGUUGUAAUAUAAUGUGUGUUGUAUUAAUCUGGGCAAAAUGUAUACAGCCUGACCAGUUUGGUUUUAUACAAAUGAUCUUAAACCAGCACAUAAAGUGUCAUCUGUAAUAAUUUGGUCAAUGACAACAUUUUUGUUUUGGCUCUGUAGUCCAGCACAUUGGAUUUUAAAAUAUACCAUGGGGUGAAAGUGCAGACUGUCAGCUUAUAAGAAGGUGUUUUAUUCAUAUCAAAUGAACCAUUUAGAAAUUACAGCAUGUUUUGAAUAAUGUCACUGUCCAAAUACAUACAGAUAUUAGGGAAUAUUGUUUUCUUUUCUCCAGUUAUAAGAACUGUAGUUUGACCAAACAUGAUUUCUGGCUAUUAUUGGAAACUCAGUGAUCCAACCAGAUAUAGCUAGGUAAUAAGCAAGCAAAACAAAAGAAUGCACUUACCUAAAAAUCUCAAAAUGAUUUAUUUAUUUUAUCUUCACAAAUUCAUUAAUUAGUUCCUGCAGCUGUGUAAAGAUGUUGUUCAGGCUUCUAACUAGCUAGCAACACGAGCUAGCUAACGUUAGCAUUAUGCUACAGAUUUAAUGCAAUGGAACUGGAUAGUAGCAACACUUAGCUACAUUACACAACAAACGCCAUUCAUGCCGAUAAAAUAUAUUUACAACAUGUUG
This is a messenger RNA of Oncorhynchus nerka (sockeye salmon), 1578 nucleotides long. RefSeq names its product Fc receptor-like protein 5. Gene Ontology annotation, biological process: cell surface receptor signaling pathway. Bases 2 to 682 code for a protein of 226 amino acids. The record is from RefSeq and is a predicted model, not a curated record. Gene Ontology annotation, molecular function: transmembrane signaling receptor activity. Lineage: Eukaryota; Metazoa; Chordata; Actinopteri; Salmoniformes; Salmonidae. The transcript has 6 exons. Gene Ontology annotation, cellular component: plasma membrane.